This is a messenger RNA of Aquila chrysaetos chrysaetos, 7449 nucleotides long. It is a transcript of the gene TRERF1, whose product is annotated as transcriptional regulating factor 1. The record is from RefSeq and is a predicted model, not a curated record. Gene Ontology annotation, cellular component: transcription regulator complex; histone deacetylase complex. The coding region runs from base 928 to 4500 and encodes 1190 amino acids. The transcript is spliced from 19 exons. Gene Ontology annotation, molecular function: transcription corepressor activity. Gene Ontology annotation, biological process: regulation of transcription by RNA polymerase II; negative regulation of DNA-templated transcription. Lineage: Eukaryota; Metazoa; Chordata; Aves; Accipitriformes; Accipitridae.
GUCCCCGGGGGCGGCGGGCGCCCCUCGCCCUCGCCCCGCCGCGGGGCCGGGCGGCCGCAGCCGCGGCGCCGCCGACACCUUACUUCCUGCUUCGCUACCCAGGGCCAGACCCAUCGCGGCGGAGGGAUCCCGCCGCCUCCCGCAGCCUCCUCCCCCUUCUGCUUCUGCUUCCCCCCCCGUUCCCUUUCCCCCUUUCCCCUCUCUCUCCUGCAAGAAAAUAAUUUGACAGCGAUUUGCUGACACCGGGAAUUUUUUUUUUUUUUUUCCCCCUCCUUCUUCUUCUUUGCAUCACGGACUCGGCAAAGGCAGCGCGGCGGGCGGGGGAGGCCGUGCCGGAGGAUGAGCGCCGUACUGUAAGUGAAGUAGGACCGAGCCCGGGCAGCUCUGUAAUAAAUUAAUAUCGCAAUUGGUCCCUCCUCGCCGACACCGACAUAAGCCCCGCGCCCGGCCCCGCCGCUCCCCGCGCCCGGCCCCCGCGCCUGCACUUGUUGCAGACUUCACGCCAGAUGGAAUUUUAUGACUUGCUGGAUUCUGAAUAGGAUGAGGAGAUGCGUCUUAUAAGAUACAUCACUUUGAGAUCACAGAAUGAAAACAGCAUGAAAUGUUAUGGCAAAGACAGCACAGCAAGAUACAGGAGUCUUGCAAAUCCUCAAAAAUCAGGUGCCUGGCAUACUGAACCUAUUGAUCUGUGUAGGAUUUGUGCUGUGGUCCAUUUAUUGAAGAUGUGAAGCCACGUCGAGUCUGAGAUUGGAAUUACUGACAGACUGGAGGAAAUCUUAGUCCUUGUGAUGCACAUGGACAUGCUGAAUUAUAAGUAAUUCUAGCUUCUUUUUCCCUCCCCUCCCUUCCCCUCACUCAGUUAUCUCAGGGUUCAUAGAGAUUUCAAUGGUUUGUGUGCCUGUAAGUUUGGAACAGAAGUGACCAAAAAUGGGGGACCAGCAAUUGUAUAAAACUAACCAUACUGCCAACAGCAAUGAGAACUUGUACUACCAACAACACCAAAUGAACUCCCUUCCAUCUCUAAAUCAUAGCUAUGGGACAUCUGUUAUGGAUGCUCGCCAGGCAUCCCCUCUCUCCCCCCAUUUUCCCCAAGAUUCAAGAGACAGUAUAGCUUUGCCUGUAGGUUCAAAAAGUCUUGGGUCAAUGGAUACAUCUAGACAAACCAGUUGGACACAUUCUGGCUCAGGAAACCAUGUCCCAGUGAGGAACAAUUUGAAUAAUCAAAGCGCAAUGUGGAGCCCCCUCGGACAGGGGGAGUCCCAUGAUGGAUACCAAUAUUCUUACUCUCAACCUAGUGAAAACCGAUCACAAAAAAUCACCAGUGGGGUCCUGCAUAAAUUGGACUCCUUUACACAAGUAUUUGCUAACCAAAACCUGAGAAUUCAAGUCAACAACAUGGCUCAGGUUUUGCACACUGAGUCUUCGAUGGUGGAUAAUUCUGGUGACAGUGCACUCAGGCAGCUGCUGUCCCAGAAGCCAGCAGUUGAGCAACAGCCUGUAACUUCCAGUGUACAAAGAUAUCAACCACUGCCACAGCAAACACACCAGAAUUUUGCAAGCACACAGCAAAAGCAACAAAUUCAAGUCAUGCAGCACCAACAGUUGUACUACGACUACCAGCAGCAUUUAUCACAAACGCAGAUGCAUUCUGCAUUUCAGCAAGGACAGACACAUGUUCAACAAAUGCAGUCCCAGCAGCUCUUACCACAACAGAUGCAGCACUUGCAGCAGACUCAAUACUACGCUCAGCCGCAGCAGGUACAUCAGCGGCUCUCGAUACAGGAGAUCCAGCAGCAACAGCCAACUCGGCAGCAGCAACAGCGGCAGUGUCCAAUGCAAAUAGCUCAGUAUUACCAAACUCAACCUGUCAUGCAGCAGUUACAGCAACAGCAGCAACAGAUGCAAUUGCCGCUUCCUCCAUAUCACAGGGAACCUGAUCCAAAGACUAUGCAUGAACCACACCAGUACUCUCAGGAUCCAGGUCAUCCUGUGCAGCUUAUCCAGUUGGGAGCAGUGCCUCAGUAUUGCUACCAAGAUCCCCAUGAACAGUACAGGCACUUGUACCCGCAGAGUUUACUGCAGCAGCAAGAUCAACAGAAGCAAUACUCAAGUGAGAACAGAGCACCAUCUCUGAACUCCCAUGUUGGCCUCACUCCACCAGGGACCACUGAGGAUCCCGCACGGCAGGAGAUUAAUUCUGUAGGUAAUGCUGUCCCUCAUCGAACUCUUUUGCCACCCUCAGGAGUUCAUCUGAACAACAAAAGCUCUCAGCAAGACUCUCCCAGCGCCGUGUGGCCUCAGCAGGUGCAACUGUCAGAUGGCAGACUGCAGCCGCUGUCCCCAGACCAAAGUGGCCAGAACAGAGAAACGCUUCCUGAGAGAGCUGAUGCGAAGAACAAGCUAACGUGUUCAAUCUGCUUGAAGGAGUUUAAGAGUUUGCCUGCUCUAAAUGGUCACAUGAGGUCACAUGGAGGAGUAAGAGCAUCUCCUAACUUCAAACAGGAUGAAGGAGAGAAACCACCACAGCAGCUGCUGCCUAAAGAGGUGGAUAGCCUCGCACCCAUCGUCAUGCCAGUGUCUGUCCCUGUAAAGCUUCUGUCACCUGAGCCCAGCACGCAGCCCUCUGCCAGCACUGCCACAGUCAAAGACAAGCCUGCCAACUCUGUGUCAGAUGAUGAGAUGCCCGUUCUCGUGAAGAUGACUUACUCUCCACCGUGCAGUCCAAAAGUGGGCAACCCCUGCUCAUCCUCUUUUUGGGAGAGAAAAGGGACAGUCUUUUCUGAAUCCUUGAGCUCUGAGUGGGAGAUCUUCUCCAGAGACAUCAGAGAAAUUAGCAAAAAACCUCAUCAAAGUGCUGUGAAAUUGGAAGAAAGCUUCAAACCAUUGCAGGACAAGAAGAAGUAUCGGCACAGACCCGAACCUCUUUUCAUACCUCCUCCUUCCUUCAACUUCAGCAUGUCCCACUCUGGUGCCACUCUGUACCAGAGCCAGCUUCGCUCUCCCCGUGUUCUCGGAGAUCAUCUGCUAGACCGGACGCAUGAGCUCCCCCCCUACACUCCACCACCAAUGCUUAGUCCAGUUCGGCAAGGGUCUGGUCUCUUCAGCAGUGUUAUCACAUCAUCUCAUAGCACCUCGCAUACUCAGCUGCCGCUUACUCCGCUGACAUCUACUCCACGGGUGCUCCUGUGUCGGUCUAAUAGUAUUGAUGGAAGUGUCAUUCCGGUGACACCUGGGCCUGGAGAACAGACUGUUGAACCACGAAUCAAUAUCGGGUCCAGGUUCCAGGCUGAUAUUCCUGAGCUGCAGGACAGAUUGCUAAUGGAGAAAGAUGUGCACAAGGCUACUUUGGUUUGGAAACCGUGGCCAGAACUGGAGAACAAAGUCUUCCAACAAAGAGUGGAAGACCUUUUAAAUAUGAGCUGUUCCAGUGUGUUACCUGGUGGAGGAACUAACUCAGAAUACGCUUUGCACUCUCUCUUUGAAGCGAAAGGAGAUAUUAUGGUUGCUCUUGAGAAGCUGCUGUUGAGAAAGCCAGUGAGAUUGAAGUGUCAUCCUUUGGCAAAUUACCACUAUGCCGGCUCUGACAAAUGGACGCAUCAAGAAAGGAGGCUGUUCAAAGAGGCAUUGUCCACCUACAGCAAAGAUUUCAUAUUUGUACAGAAAAUGGUUAAGUCUAAGACGGUUGCACAAUGUGUGGAAUACUACUAUACCUGGAAGAAAAUCUUGCGUUUGGGACGGAAACACAGAACACGUUUAGAGAAAAAAAGAGAGGAAUGCCUGACAAGUGGAGAAGAGGAAGUGUUAGAGGAAGAUGAGGAGAUCGAAGACGACAGAAAGGAAGAAAGGGAAAUGCAGAAGUCUCCUGACCCACCAGCUAUCCCUCUUGUUGGACCUAUAGAUCUGCCUGCCCUUCAGAGCCUUUCACUUUCUUCAUCCUCCUUCAUCUGUGAAAUGCCAAAUUGUGGCGCUGUGUUCAGUUCCCGACAAGCGCUAAAUGGCCAUGCUCGCAUUCAUGGAGGUACGAAUCAGGUGACAAAAACACGGUGCACCAUUCCAGGCACUAAGCAGAAAUCUGGUACGCAGAGUGGAUACUGCUCCAUCAAGAGUUCACCCGCCCACAGUACAACAAGCGGUGAGACCGACCCAACAACAAUUUUUCCUUGCAAGGAGUGUGGCAAGGUAUUUUUCAAAAUCAAAAGCCGCAAUGCUCAUAUGAAGACUCACAGACAACAAGAAGAACAGCAAAGGCAGAAGGCUCAGAAGGCUGCUGUGGCAGCAGAAAUGGCAGCCACUAUUGCGAGAACUACUGGGCCAGUUGGGCAUAGUUUGAUCCCUCUGGAUCACAUGAGUUUGGUUAAACAUGUUGAAAAUGUUGGUGACAUUGACGACGAUGUUGUUCAGGAGCUGGGUGAUGUCAUGGAAGAGAAUGAAGUCAUGGAUGCUGACCUUUUAUUGGAUGAUGAAGAUGCAGAUCUACUGCAGGAUGAUGCUGAGUUGUAAAUAAAGUUGUUUGAUAAAGACAGCUACUGAGCACACCCUGAAUGGAUCAAUCAGGAAACCUGGACUGCUUGUUUAUUCCCCAUUGAUUGUAAACUACCUGUUGAAAAUGAGAAUUCUUUUAUCCAGGUCUAGAAAAAAAAGAAAUCUGCUUUUUUCCCUUUUUUUUUUUUUUUUAAUUAAUUUGUGUUUUUGGGGAAAAAAAUAAAUAAUUGGUACAAAUAUUCUUAUAAGGUGUUUUUAUCUGAGCUCAUUUUGCUGAUAACUUCCAAGGCCACUAAUUAUAGAAGUUCAUGGUUCUGCUAUCACUUCCUGCCAGAUGAUCCUGGUAGGAUCUUUAGUCUUUAACUGUUUUCAUUUUAGCCCAAUUACAAGAGUGAUCUUCACACACUUCUGAUGGAGCUUUUUUUUUUUGCCUAUACUGGAUCACUUCCAGCAUCUUCUAGAGACUAAAUGUCACCUCUGUUAAGGAGAUGAUUACAUUCUUUGUCUUUGUGCUGUCAUUUUAAGGGGGGGGGGGGGGGGGACUGAUUUAACUGUGAAAUAAUUACAGGAGUGACAGUAUCAUCUGUAGUAUUGCAGUACUUUUUCAGUUCUGUCUUGCCUUAAUGCAUACAUGUUAGGCAGUUUGUAAAAGCAUUGGUUACACUGUACAUUUUAGAGCUUCCAUUUUUGCAAGGUUUUGAUCUGCUGAUUUUAAAAUGACCUAAUUCAAGAAUUGAAGAAAGAAGAUGAUUGUACUGUGGUUCACAUCAUCUGAUGGGAACACUGAAUCAGGAACACCGCCUUGGAAAUCAGAUUGCACUGGAAAUAUAUUUUGCUGUGACAAUAAAUCACACUGUUGAACAGCCAUCUCAGUGGUUUUAGGAGAGUGUAUGCUUGAGCAAUGCAGGAGCUUGCUCUCUCACCAGGCAAAUACAGGGAGAGGUUCUUGCCUGUGGAACAGAGAUUGAUGGAGUAUAUGCCUUCAGCACAUUUUAGUUAUUACUUGUAGGGAUAAAAUGUUAUUCUUGUGCCAUUUUCAGUCCUCCUCAUUACAUGAAAUUCAAAUGUUGUUUAUUUAGUAAAACAUACUCUAAAGGUGAGUUGACAUUGCUGUUUAAUAACCAUUUCUUCUCCGUUAGGUUCAGAUCUACAUGCUGGAUGUCUAACACCAUUUAUAUAAAUAUAGAUUUGGUUCUCUAAGUAAAUAAGAGCUCAAAAGAAUUGUACCUUGCAGAAUGAAAGAAUUAAGGAAGAAUUGGAGUUAGGUUGAGUGGACCUUUAAUUACAGAAUGUGAAUACUGAUUUUAGAGCUUUCACAGGUAGCAGCACUGAUUUUCUUGUGAAUUUUGCACAGUAGAAGAGUAUUGCUGACUUUAUAAAAUAUUUUAUAAGGCUGAUUUCAGAUCUUCCAGAUUUCAGGGUUGUUUGGUUUUUUUUAUGGGUUGGGUUUUGGUUUAUUGGGGGUUUUUUGCCAUGUCCUAAUAUCUUAAACAGAAUCUGAGAGAUGGUGGAUCUUAUUUUCUACUGUCUUUCUUCCUUGUAUAACUAUGCAAAAUGAGGGUAAAUCACAGCACUUUUGUAUAGGAGUACCGGACCACACAAGUUCAAAACCAGGGGGACUCAUUGGCAGAGAGGUGCCUUCUCUGUCAAAGCCAAGUAUGUGAAGCCAAAUGACCUGAAGUUUCUACUUAAGAUCAAAUCUUCUGAUACUAAAGAACAACCCUUCAGGAGAAUUGAAAUCACUUCACGGUUUCUGGUUAGUGACGUUCCUGGGUACAUGGUUUGUUUUAGUGGGCUUUUUGGGGUUGUUUCAGAGGAUAUUUAGUUGGUUUUGAUCAGCGGGUGGAAUUUCACUCCCUCUGCUACAUAAGGGAUCAUGUUCUCAAUGACUGUACCUGUGAGUUUGAGGAGAUCAGGCAGCAGCCGCCUUUUCUUUCAUGAACUGCCAGGCAGCAGACUUCCCAGCAGUUCCUGUCCGUGCUGUGACAUGUUACUUUCACAGGGGCCAUGCAACCCAGGUUCAGCAGACUGGGUGUUCAGCUGUAUGCUGCCAACUAGAUCCACUGAUAAUAAAUUUUGUAGAUUGUGCAAGUCUUAGUGGUUUGCAAAGUAGAGGCUUUUGUGAGUGGUAACUUGUGCUGACUUUAGGAGCCUGUGUUAUAGACAACCUGGCAGUCUACUCUUUCUCUUCCAAACUUGGAUCAUUUUGAACUUUUAAAGAUCUUUCUGAGAAAGGCUGCUGCACUGGAAAAUGGAAACAUGUUUUCAGGUUCCCCUGUUAGUGGUGGGGAAAAAAAAAAAGAGUGUUUAAGCAAAGUGAUAAUUGAAGUCAGUGAGAGUUCUGCUUGAAGAAAAGUAAAACAUAGUAGAAACUUGUGGGCUUGAUUCUGAAGAGCAGCUCUAUAUUAAAGAAUCUACAGUAGAACUUUUCUAGCAACAAUUGGACAGGUAUCUGUGCUAAACCUAGUAUAUAUAAAUAUAUAUACAUAUAUAUGCCUGGUUCUGUAACAUUAAUCGGGUGCUGUUUUAUUGUACAGCCAAGAAGAUAAUAGAACAACAAUAACCAAAGAAGUUAUUCAUAAAGGAAAGAAAAUGCACAUUUCUUAAGCAGUACACGAUUUAGGCCUCAGACAUUGACUUCAUUAUUAUUAUUAAGUGUUGCAUUGGCUGAUGUUAAACAGAUGCUGUUCUGCCUAUUUGUACAUAAGUUGGACAUAGUUUUAUUUCAGAAAAUUUGUUUUCUUGCUGAUGGUUGAUGAUGGAAAACUGUUCACUAUUGAACUUAGUCCUCUUUGAUAAAACCUGUACAUAGAGAAAACAUAUUUUAUAAGAAAAAUCUUAUUUUCAAUAUUUAACUGUUAUUUUAUUAGAAGAUGGUUGUAAAUAUUUUAGGUGCUUUAGUGUAAAAAGCAGACUGUAAUUUUAGGUGGCAGAGGAAGUAACAAAAUAAAAAAAAUAUACAUUUGA